CCGGCGCGCUGAGCGGGGUGGCUCGGCUGCCGCUGAGAUGUCGGUGCUGAGGCCGAUGGACAAGCUGCCCGACCUGAACCGGGCCACCAUCUUGCUGGUGGGCCAGGAGGAUGCGCUUCUGCAGCGGCUGGCGGAGUCGAUGCUCAAAGAGCGCUGUGCAUCCGAGCUGAGGGUCCACUUGGCCAACUCUCUCCCUCUGCCCUCCAGUGUGCACCGGCCCCGAAUUGACCUGAUUGUGUUUGUGAUUAACCUGCAUAGCAAACACAGCCUCCAGAACGUGGAGGAGUGUCUGAACCAUGUGGACAGCAGCUUCUUCCUGGGGAAAGUAUGCUUCCUUGUCACAGGGGGUGGAAAGCUUUCGGGCUACCGCGGCACAGCGCCUGGUACGCAUGCUGCAGAUCUGCGCUGGCCACGUGCCAGGGAUCUCGGCGCUGAACCUGCUGUCCUUGUUGAGGAGCUCCAGCAGCCCCGCGCCCAAGGAGCUGUGAGCGGUUCUGCUGCCCUCCCCACAUUUGGCUCCAGCUCCAGAAGCAGUCACUGUUGGUGAAGACCAGUCAGGGCCUGACAGGCCCGGGAGGCAGCCUGCCGACUGCAGGCCUGAGCUCUGCUCCACCAAGGAGUGCCGGGCAGGAGUGGGGAGGGCGCCCAGCGGUUGAACCCCCAUGCUUCCCGGCUUACCACAAAGGCCUGUAUCUUCAUCUUCACCUGUCUGACGGGAUACAUCCACCUAAGGUUUCUUUGGAACAAAGAGCCAUGGCUAAAAAAAACCCUAAAAAUCUGCCUCACCCACCAUUUGACUUUGUAAAUGAGGAGACUGACUCAGUACAAUUAAAGGGAGCAGAGCGUGGCUUCCAGGAGCCCAGUGAAAUGUCACGCGUCGGCCCUUCACUGACAGCCUGGCUGUUGCUCCUGGGAAGCCGUUUUCCUGGUGUAAAUGGAGAUGGUUCUCCUCCUGUCGUGUUGACAAGAUUGAAUGAAA
Molecule: messenger RNA, 979 nt
Organism: Onychomys torridus (southern grasshopper mouse)
Lineage: Eukaryota; Metazoa; Chordata; Mammalia; Rodentia; Cricetidae
Gene: Cenpm
Product: centromere protein M
Exons: 5
Coding region: 38-547 (169 amino acids)
Source: RefSeq, a predicted model, not a curated record